AUGGUUAGGAUUAUGUCCAAUUUUGUGAUGAGAAAACGCAGAAGAGAUUUCUCAGAGGAUGAAGAGGAUUCCAAUCCUGGAGAACAAGGAUUCUCAAGGAAAGAUCGAUAUGCAAGUAGACAGAGGAAAAGGAAACUUAAUACUAGUGACUACGAUUCUGAUUCAUUUGAUGACAAUAGCGAUAGUGAAUCUGAGGGUGGUAAGCAGGAAAAGAAAGAGAACCAUAACGACGACGACGGCGAUGACAUGUUUGCUUCUGACGAUGAUCAAAAGCCACCUAAGAAAUCAGAACCGGAAACAGAAGCAGUCCAAGAUGCGUUCGAUUACGACGAUCCCAAAUUCGAGCAGCGGGAACCAUUGCAAGAUAAGCAAGAUGUACAAUUGGAAUCAUUUAAUAUGGAUGAAGAUACUACUCAAAACGAACCUUCUAACAAUACGGACGAUAAAUACCUACAAAACGAAGACUACAAUCGCGAAGAUCAGUGGAUUGAUGAGGUGGAAGAUGUCAGAGGUGUAGCAGAAUCUCAAAGGCGUGAUAAGGAAAGAAGACUACAGAAAUUGAAUGAACUGAAAAACAGACAGCGACAUUACAUGGUUGAUGAGGCUCUAAUAAGAUUACAAUAUUUUAUCAAUCCAGGUGAAACGGUUUUAACUGCAUUAGGUCGUUUUAACAAACUGCGAAGCCGCAAUGAACCAUCAGAAUAUGUGGUCAAUGCCAUAAACUUCGUCACUGAUUUAAUUGAUGUCAUCGAACGCAAAGGAAUUGAAGACGUAUAUAGUCUAAAACGAUCUGACCUGUCCAAACUAAUCGAAGAAGAAUCGCUGGGAGAUUCCACUUCAAUUGAUGAUUAUAGGACUAAGAUAUGGUCUUUCAAAUGGAUUCAAAAACCUGAGGUAAUCCAUGGAGAGUAUUCCAACUAUCAAAUGCAGUACUGGAAAAAAUCAUAUUUCCAACACAAAGUUGCUGUAAAGAUUUGCUUCGAACCCAAUGAACCUGUCAAUUGGGUGCACAUAGAUUGUGUAAAUUUCAUGUGA
This is a messenger RNA of Zygosaccharomyces rouxii, 1035 nucleotides long. It is a transcript of the gene LIN1, whose product is annotated as U5 snRNP complex subunit LIN1. Gene Ontology annotation, molecular function: protein binding. Bases 1 to 1035 code for a protein of 344 amino acids. Gene Ontology annotation, cellular component: U5 snRNP. NCBI's taxonomy places the organism in Eukaryota, Fungi, Ascomycota, Saccharomycetes, Saccharomycetales, Saccharomycetaceae. The transcript has a single exon. The record is from RefSeq and is a predicted model, not a curated record.